AUGCCGAAAGCAGAGAUAGGUUCCACGAAGCAUCUGAACAACAAGCUUAAGUCCAAAGGACUGCAGCGCCUACGAUGGUACUGUCAAGUCUGCGAGCGCCAAAUGCGCGAUGAAAAUGGCUUUAAGAUGCACACGCAGUCCGAAGGACACGUCCGGGCGAUGCUCCUCGUCGGUGAAAAUUCCAAGAAGUUCAUCGCCGGCUACAGCAACGAUUUCCAACGGGACUUUCUUCAGCUACUGCGAACAUCCCACGGCGAGAAGAGGGUCAAUAUGAACCAUUUCUAUCAGGAGUACAUUCACAAUAAGGAGCAUGUGCAUAUGAACGCGACGAAGUGGCCUUCUUUGACCGAGUUUGCGAAGUUUCUUGGGAGGGAGGGCCUGUGCAGAGUCGAGGAUGAUGAGAAGGGACUGCACAUUGCGUGGAUAGAUAACUCGCCCGAUGCGCUGAGGAGGGCAGAUGCUAUUCGGAAGAGGGAGAGACUGGAUAGGGGUGACGAGGAAAGAGAACAGGCUCAGAUUCGCGAGCAAGUUCGGAAGGCGGAAUUGGCUGCAGAGGGCAGAGGCAACAACCAGCAGGAGAACGCCGAGAAGGAGCUGAAGCGCCCAGACGUAGGGAAGGUGAAGUUGAGCUUUGGGACAAAACUCACUGCCCCGAAAGCAGAGCCAGUUCCGGAAACAAAUGACGGCUCGCCUUCUACAACAAGUGCCCAGGAUAGUGGAGGAGUGGACAAGAGCCCCGAGAAUGGUAUUGAGGCACCUGCAGAGACUGUUGCGCCUACUGCAGCGCCAGCUAAGAUUUCUAUGAAAAUGGGAGCCUCAAUCAAGCCUAAGAAUGUCUUCGCAGCCGCAAAGAAGAAUGCCCUUGGUGGUAAAAAAGCCGCCAUUAUCGAGCAACCCAAGAAGAUGGGCGAAGCCGAGCGCAUUAUGCGAGAGGAAAUGGAGCGCAAGAACAAACGAGGACCGCCUGGAUUCGGUCCACCGCAGAAGAAGCAGAGGUUCUAG
Molecule: messenger RNA, 1002 nt
Organism: Drepanopeziza brunnea f. sp. 'multigermtubi' MB_m1
Lineage: Eukaryota; Fungi; Ascomycota; Leotiomycetes; Helotiales; Drepanopezizaceae
Biological process (GO): DNA damage response; DNA replication
Cellular component (GO): nucleus
Molecular function (GO): double-stranded DNA binding
Source: RefSeq, a predicted model, not a curated record